Toxotes jaculatrix (banded archerfish) is the source of this 6262-nucleotide messenger RNA. RefSeq names its product muscular LMNA-interacting protein. Gene Ontology annotation, molecular function: lamin binding; transcription corepressor activity. Gene Ontology annotation, biological process: negative regulation of transcription by RNA polymerase II. The transcript has 13 exons. NCBI's taxonomy places the organism in Eukaryota, Metazoa, Chordata, Actinopteri, Toxotidae. Gene Ontology annotation, cellular component: nuclear envelope; PML body; sarcolemma. The record is from RefSeq and is a predicted model, not a curated record. Bases 215 to 2935 code for a protein of 906 amino acids.
GUGGAAAUAGACAAGAACAGCUGCGACAGGAAUGAAGAAAGUAGUGUACUUAAAGGAUUAGUAUCCACUCCAGAGGUCUGCUUUCACUCACUAAUAAGCGAACAGAGGAAUCGAUGUAGAGACAGGCUGAAAAGUGGGCAUCUUGCCUUCCUUAUCUCCUUUGAUUCAACAUUUGAAGUCUUGAGAGACGUUUUCUGAAGCCUGGACACAUGCAAUGUUUCUAGAUGGAGCGGCAUUUGAAGCAGAAAUGGACAGUUUGAAUAAGAAUCUGGGGAAGGUUUCAGUAGGAGUGCCUCCUAAACCUUCUUUUUUCACAUUUGUGCCAGAGGUGCACAAAUUACCGUUUAAAAGCAUUAUUUUUGAGGAGGAGAGAUGUGGAACUCUUACAGGAAAACCAAAUAAGAACGUAGCUGCGUCCCAUGAGAAAACAACCGGGGAGACCAUGUCGGACGGAGAGAUUUUCAAAGCAGAGAUGGUCUUUAUCAAAGACUCUGUGGAGGGAGGAGCAGGAAACAUAAUUCAGCCAGACACAGAACUUCAAUUGAAACCUUCACCGGAUCACGUGAGCUUCUCGCACACUGAAGUCUCUCCUUCAGUCAGCGCUCAGUCUGAAAAUACACUCAAUCACGUAGCUUCCAGGAAGGCCUCUAUGGAAACAGCUGUUGAUAAACACAGGGGCAUUUCCCAGCGGCAGUGUCACGAUACCUCUGGACGUGCUGAGGUUAGCUCGGGUUGCUUUGCAAAUAGAGCGUCUGGGUCAGAAGACAGAACGAGCUCUACAAGCUCCCCAGACAUGUUCCCCACCCUGGCUUCAUCCAGAGAGUCCAUCCUCUCAGAGGGCUCAGACAAAGACAAGAGUUGGUCUGCCAUGCAGCUUUCCUCUGUGACCUCUCCUGUCUCUUUCAGCCGCACCGUCUCCCCUUGCUCAUCUGUCCGCUCUGGCAUGUUCACCCCCUCUGUCACUCAGGUUAAGAAGCACUUUCUCGCUCCUGGAUCUAGUCUGGUUCACAUCCCUCAAACCUGUUUCUCAUCUUGCGAGAGCCUGUCCUCCUCUGUCGGUCUCCAGUCACCUCCUCCCCGGCACCGGCCCCCUCUGACCCGACUCUCCCUCCUCACUGCCAUCUUGAGAAAAGGCCGCCUUCCUGUUCUGUCCUCUGCUCUGCAGAGGCCUUACACCCCCUGCUGGCCUGUUAACCCUGUGACCCUGUCCUUCUGUAAUGCCUGCUCAGCAGCUUCCAGUGUGGCCUCCAUUCCCCUGGAGUUUUCCUCUCAAUUCUCCUCAUCGGUGUCUAUAGAUAGUCAGAGCCACAUUCACAGGGAGCCUAACAGAUGUGUCACUGCUCCUCCACCUGUGCAGUCAAACGAGCUCAGCAGAACAUGCCAUCAAACUCAAGUGAAAAGAUGCCCGGAGCAAAUUCACUCAAGCAGUGUGCCUAGAUGGGAGCAAAUUCUUUCACACCCACCAGCGAAGAGCAGCACACUUCCCCGAGCUCCGCUGCCUCUGUUUUGCUCAAACUUCAAAUCUGUUUCUCCAGAAAAGCAUGAAGAAAUAUUGCACUGUGCACCUUCCAAAAAACUGCAACACACACACAUCUCCAUUUCUAAGUCGCCUGAGCUGAAACCCAGCAACACUCACAUGUACCCCAAGGGCCAUGCAGAUAAUAACCUUAAAAAUCUCAUCUCCCUUCCCUGUAAAUUUACUAAUGAGCAAGCAAACUCUGCGCCCCAGAAAUGGAGCCACCCUCCAAAUUCAUCUCUCUCAAGACUUCAUUUGCUUUCUCAGAAACUGAGAUCUCCGCCUGUCUGCCCUCCUCAGCUUCAGCCUUCUCAGUCACGCUCACCCACUGCCGCAAUUUCCACUGCACACACAGACGCAGCAUCACCUCUGCCUCCUUCACAAAACACCACAGGAAGGUGUGAGUCAGAGAGGAGCUGCCCUGCUUCCAAAACUGUCACACCAUCACAGGGUUUUCGUAAAGCCCACUGCCUGUCCCCUUCCCGCUACACAUCCAUCAGUUUUCCUGGAUGGCCGUCGCCCACCAGCUCCCCCACGCCUACGCCCUCUCCUGCUCCACCAGUCAGAGACCUUACCCCGUCCCCUUCUCUCUCCCUGCGUUCCACCACGCCUUCCCCAAGGCCGGGGAGUGGAAUAACAGACUGCAGUGACAGGGAGGGUAAAAAAAGAAAGACACACAAGAUUAAGUUAAGCUACAAAUCGCUUGCUGCAAUUCCCACAAACACCCUUCUGUUGGAUCAGCAGGCAAUUGACGAGCAGGUGGAGAGAGAAGACAGUCCCUGUGACACACUGGACAGAGCUGUUACAUCGGACAGAGGCGUUGCAGACACCCAUGCCGAGAUGUGCUCACCAGCUGAGCUGCGGCAGCAGUCAGAGGAACUUUACGCAGUUAUUGAUGAGAUAUUGGCAAAUUCCAUUCCACCAUCCUCCAAGUCAUCGACUACCAACAUUGGUCUGCAGCGGAACAACUCACCUUUUCCAAAAUCCUUGGGGCGUGAAACCAAAUAUGCAUCUUUAUCCAGCUUGCACUCAUUUGUCAGUGUGGAAAGAAAGCCGAUGGAUCCCAGAAAGACAAAGCCCGGGGUUAUUCGCCCGAUGACAGCCAUUCCAAGACUAACAGUGGAGGAUGAGGAAGAAUUUCAUCCAAACCCCUUCAGGCAGCCUGUCAUCAAGCAGACCUUAACUGACAACAGAAAGGUGGAAAAUAUGAGUCAUGCUGAGGCAGGGAAAGACUUUCACACAAGUUCAAAAGGCAUAACGACGAGAGUUGAGAGGAAGCCUGAAAGAAGAAGUCCAUUCUCAUUAUGUGACCUGCAGAUUACAGAGCCUGAAGACCAGAUCAGUCCCCCUGCGAAAGACACCUUAGCAUCUUUCAGUCCUACUGAGGGGCGGAUGGAAGCUUUUGAGACUCAUAUUUAAAGUAUUAACACAAAAGCAUUAACUCUUAAUCCUAAUUUUAAAAAAAAUAGUGAACAAUAAUCUACUAAGACAUUCAGUAUUUAAGACCAUCACACAAUGAAUGUUAAUUGCAUCUUAAGAGUUCAUCACCAGAUGUACAGGUGCCUUACAAGGAUGAUGAAAAUACACGCAACUGACCAUUUGCUAAUUCCCAAACCUCUGAGUCUGUCAAGCUUUACAUUCUCCCUCACAUGCAGUUUACUGUGAUAAGCGGUGGCAGUUUACUGCUUGAACGUCUUUGUAAUUUUUGAAACAAUGUGUCCUUAAUUUCAGACAGAGGAAGACAAAAGCCUUUCUAGCUGGCAACCAUUAAUUUUCCUGUCUCAAAUGACAGCUGUUCUUAGUAUAUUUUAUCAGUUCCAGCUAGCACAUUAAGCUAAUGUUUGCUGUGUCAGUUGGCUGAAAACACUGUUUGCAAAUGUUUUUUAAUGUUUCCUGCUGACUUCUUUUAAAAAGAGGAAGGUGUAAGAUGGUUUCAAACAUGCACUUGGUGGCUACAUACAUGGCGCUAAAAGACUGAGUUGAAGGCCUAGGUUAUGCUAAGAAAGAACUAAUUGGUACGUCCCAUUGUUCAACCUCAUCAGAAGGCAGAAGUGCUGGCAUCUGUUUCGAACAGCUAAACUUAAAUGUGGGGUGGAAAAAGCCAUCCAUCAUAGACAGAGACACAGUAUCCAUUAAAUAUGGUGAUAACAGCACACAUUUUCCAAUAAGCUCCACUGCAUUCACACACAAAAAGUGACAGAAAUAGCUGUGCUGAGGGUGUGAAUUUUGCAUUGUUGGUUUUGGUUAUAGAAACUGUCAGAGACAUCCCUUGACAAAACAUAUAUGUGUAGGUAACCGUCUGAGAUGCAGUUCUGACGGAGUUUACUGGCACCUUAAAGCUGCUCGCCCCAGGCAAAAAGUGCUACAUGAUGACUCAUGUGGCACUGAAGAAAGCAGCAUUGUUCUUGUGUUGCAGAACUAAACUAGUUAAACCUAGUCCAGUAAGUAUGAUUUGGAAAAAUGUAAGAUCAGACUGUUAUUUCUUACAUACUUGGACAAGCAAAACAGACUAACGUUAACAUGAAACAGAACCUUUUUAUUUUUUAAUGUAAUCAGUAUUGUGUUCCUAUAGAUGCAGAGUAUUGCUCCUACUUCAGAACCAAGUGCACUACUUCAACAUAAAUUCGAAGCUCAACAGACCUGUUGUGUAGUUAGAAGGUUUUUAAGUUAUGAUAGGACAGUUGUUGUUUGGGGUACGAGUUUAGCAAGCAGUCAAUCAGUGCAAAACGCUCAAUAGCAAAAAGAGAUACUUCAACUUUGAUAUGACCCUGAUUAUAUUUUUCUAAGGAAAAAAGCUAUUUUGAAUGAUUAAAGAAACAUUUAAAAGCUUACUGUAUGGACCUUUAUGUGUUCAAUUCACAAACAACAUUGUAAGAGUAAUAGUAGUAUAGUGUAAAAGUCGUGCAUUCAGCGCUACUCUAAAGAAAAUGCUAUUUUAAUAUUAUGAAAUGAUCAUAGGAAAAUCUGUAAUAUUUAAUAAAGGACUCCCUAUCCUGCCCAUUGCUCUGAGUUUUACUAUAUAACCUUAAGCUGCUAUAAGUAGAUUUCCAUGUAAGUGAAGAAAAUUACAUUUGAUUUGAGCUCUAGGAUGUUUCUAAACCUGAUUACAAAUCCUCAAAGAAAACCCUACUCAGAUUGGCUCUUGGAGAAACGGGUGUUAAAGCGGUGCAGGUGAUUGCUGCACUCACAACGUCCACUGCCUACUGUGGACCUCACAGUGAUACAGUUGUUCACCAUUAAAUGUGCACCCAUAAUCAAAUCAAGAAUGUUGACGCAGCUGUAUAAAAAUAUCUUGACCUUCAGUUCAACAGCUUAGAGAGCUAUCAUUUUGUUGCUUAGAGAGCUAUCAUUUUGUUGAUUUAAACAUCAAAGGGAAGAAUCUUCCAUUUGAAAAAUUCUGACUUUUCAGAGAGCAACACGAGUUGGGGUCAGUCACAUUUCACUCUCUUUAUACUGUCUUGCACCCAUGUGGCCUUGGAAACACAUGAGUGCACUGAACAUCAGCUGAGUGCACAUGAACAUUUAGCUUCAAAAUACAGAGAACCACAGUAACAAUUGUGUUGACAUUUCCCUGUUUCUCUGCUGCGACUCAUAAUAUGAAAACCAAAAAAAAAGUAUGGGCUAGUGUCUGGAAAAUACAACGUACAUACAAUAAUUUAAAGUUUAUGUGUUUAAAGUGUUCAUGUAAAUAUACAUACAAAUAAAAUAUAUAUUGUAGGAAAAAACAUGCAAAGAAUGAAAAUUUCUUAGUCUUAUGUUUUCACCUCUGUUCAAGGACGACGUGUGGGCUGAGAAAAAAAAAAAUUGAAAUGUUUUCAGAUACUGCUGAAUGAACUCAAAGUUGUACAAUGAUACAAUACACCAACUACUUCUUUUGGACUUGAAAUGUCAAGAAAGUUUUUAAUUACUUGCUCUAACGUUUAAAUCUGUUGCACAUAAACACAAAUAUAUUUUACUUGCACCAUAAGAUACUCAUACCUUCAUAAACCUUCUACACUUACAUAUUAAGGCACAAAAUACUAAUGUAAGUAUGUAGGUUAACAUAAAUGCAGGCAUGCUGUAUGUUGUUGAGAGUGUAUCAGAUGUUGAUUCAAUAUAUUCUACAGUCCUACGCGGACCACAAUGCAUUGCAAAAGGUGUUAAUCACGCACAUAUAUACAAAGUAAUUUAUAUAAAACGACAUGUAAGCAUCAGUGCAUUCCUCUUAAUUAGCCACUCCAGGAAUCACAAGACAUCUUUGUUGUGAAAAGUGUGGAGCAAACAUCAGAGAGGAGGCUGAUCGUUUCCAUUUACAAGGUCAUGUAUUUAUCGGCGUAGUUUGUCACACGUGUAUUAAUACCUCCUGAAAGCCUGAUCAGAUCUGUGGUUUGUCACAGGAACACUUCUGGUUUGUAAAUGUAAUAGAUGAGAUAAAAUGUCUUCAUGUUUGAGACUUACAGCAGUUUGAAAUGCUUUGCCAGCACUGACUGAUUUAUUCUGGCUGUAAGUUUUGUUAUUUGACUUUAUAAUCCCACACUUAAUUUUAUGUGUCAAGGCAUUUUCAACUGAUUGACAAGCUCCUGACACUUAAGCAGAAGACUGUGCACAUGAAACAAGGACACAUUCAUAUAGUUGCCCUGGGAAACUGACUUACACUGACUGAUGCGUUCACAUUAGGAGACAACUCUCAAUCAAUGCAGCGAUGCCGCCCAUCAUCAGUUAUUACAUAACCACCAUUUGUUGUCAAAUCAAGUUUGAGGUGCUUUU